UUUCCGUUCUCUCAUCCACCACCGAUCUCUCCAACAACAAAACCCUAACCCAAAUUCCCAUUCACCAACUCUCCUAUUUUCUUCGGAAUUCUUCAUGGCGAGGACUAAGCAAACUGCUCGAAAGUCCACCGGCGGCAAAGCUCCGCGUAAGCAACUGGCGACCAAGGCCGCAAGGAAAUCUGCUCCGGCGACCGGCGGAGUCAAGAAACCCCACCGCUUCCGUCCUGGUACCGUAGCACUUAGGGAGAUCAGGAAGUAUCAGAAGAGCACGGAGCUUCUCAUCCGCAAGCUUCCGUUCCAGAGGUUGGUCCGCGAGAUUGCGCAGGACUUUAAGACUGAUCUGCGCUUCCAAAGCUCUGCCGUUGCUGCUCUCCAGGAGGCAUCCGAAGCGUACUUGGUUGGGCUUUUUGAGGAUACUAAUCUCUGCGCUAUUCAUGCUAAGAGGGUUACUUUAUGCCAAAGGACAUUCAGCUCGCUCGCCGGAUCCGUGGCGAGAGGGCCUAAGUUAUCUUAAACUUAACUAUGGUAGAAUCUCAACCUUGUUCUUUUGGGAGUUUAGGCUUCCAAGGAUUAAGAAUUCUUAGAUUAGGCUUUUCAGCUUGUUGUAAGGAAAAUGAAAGCUUGUUUCUUUGUUUUUAUUUGUGCUUGAAAGUUAAAACUUGUUAAUGGGCUACUGUAAGUUCUUGAUGUAGAAGGGAAUGUAUGUUAUUUUCUUAUUUCUGAUCAGAAUUCUUGCAAUUGUUUUUGUU
Dendrobium catenatum is the source of this 749-nucleotide messenger RNA. Its product is annotated as histone H3.2. Gene Ontology annotation, molecular function: DNA binding; protein heterodimerization activity; structural constituent of chromatin. Gene Ontology annotation, cellular component: nucleosome. The record is from RefSeq and is a predicted model, not a curated record. Lineage: Eukaryota; Viridiplantae; Streptophyta; Magnoliopsida; Asparagales; Orchidaceae.